GUACCUAGGUACUUACUGUAGCUCACUCCCCGAGUUCCCUUUCCCCCACCGCUUCUUUCGGCUACCCCUGUCAGCGCCCCUGUCUAGAACCAGUCCUAACAGUGCUAGCUUCCCCAACCUGCCCACUCGCCACCCACCCUCCUCCGCCGCCGCCUCGCCGCCUCGGUGGAUCAGGCGAUAAAGUUCAAACCACACCCAGGUUCCCAGCUCCCAGGUCAGACCUGGUGUUUCCAAGAUAUUUAUUUGGUCCGGCACAUACCAAUUGGAAUGGCUCUGCACACCACUGCCUUUUCACACUGAAGAUACGUGGAACACUCAUAGCUGGUAGGAGCUGGAGCUGCCGCUGCCGCUGGACCAGCCAUGGCUCCCAGGACUUACCCGUCCAUGUCCAGGAGAGAGAUCGAGGGGCUCGUAGCCGAUGGCCGCAUGGUUUUCAUUCUCGAUCAGCAUGUCAUCAAGGCUGAUGCAUGGGCGCCAUAUCAUCCUGGCGGUGAUAAAGCCAUUCGCCACAUGAUCGGACGGGAUGCUACAGAUGAAGUGACUGCUCUCCAUUCCCGUGAAGCGAGAGAGCAGAUGAACCGGUACCGCAUUGGAAAGUUUGAAGGCAGAUGGUCCAACUUCACCCCGCCCAUCCAGGGAGGCAAGUUUAGACGGCUAUCCGAAACUGGCCCCGAGGGAAAGAUCGACAACGACCUAGAAUGUCCGACUACCUCUGCCGCCUCCACGGCCUCGUCGAGCGACUCGGAAUCUCGGCCUCCUUCUCCCGUUUUUGACGUCAAUGUGAAAGGAGCUCUUCGGAAGCGCCAUACUCCAGUGACCUCCUCAAGCGCGGCAUCAGUCUGUUCGAUCUCGUCUGUUGAGUCGGAAGAUAGAGGCAUGUCCUUCCUGAACACUCUAACCCACGAGAAAAUCGCCCUAGACUUGGACAAAUACCCACCUAUAGAUUCUGCAACGCAAGACAACAUCGUGACCAAAUACCGGGAACUGCACCAGCGUGUCAAAGACCAAGGCCUCUACCAAUGCAAUUACCUGGAUUAUGCUGUCGAAUGCUUUCGCUAUUCGCUGCUUGCUGUUACCUCGUUUUUAUUCCUUCGCUGGGGUUGGUAUGCUACCAGCGCUGCAUUCCUGGGGGCAUUAUGGCACCAGUUAGUCUUUACAGCUCAUGACGCCGGUCAUAUGGGCAUCACCCAUGACUUCCACACCGAUUCGGUCAUUGGCAUUAUCAUUGCCGACUUCUUGGGUGGUUUAUCUCUGGGCUGGUGGAAAAAAAACCAUAACGUUCACCAUGUUGUAACGAACGCACCGGAACAUGAUCCAGACAUCGAGCAUAUGCCAUUCCUGGCUGUUUCUCACCGUCUUUUCCAGUCUUUGCGCUCUACAUAUUACGACCAUGUAAUGGAGUACGACGCCGUAGCCAAAGUGUUUCUCCGGAUUCAACAUUACGCUUAUUAUAUCCUUCUCUCCUUUGGUCGCCUCAACCUCUACCGUCUCUCUUGGACCUAUUUAAUCCUUGGUCAAGGUCCCCGGAAAGGACCAGCCUGGUGGCACCGCCACUUGGAGAUUGUGGGCCAACUAUUCUUCUGGACUUGGUUCGGAUAUGGCAUUCUGUACAAGACCCUCCCUACCAAUUGGGAUAGGUUUGUCUUCUUUCUGAUUAGCCAUGUCGUUCCCAUGCCUGUACAUGCCCAGAUCUGCCUAUCACACUUUGCGAUGAGCACAUCUGACCUAGGCCCACACGAGUCCUUUCCGCAAAAGAUGCUUCGUACCACUAUGGACAUCGAUUGUCCAGCUUGGUUAGACUUCUUCCAUGGUGGGCUGCAGUUUCAAGUCAUCCAUCAUCUGUUCCCUCGAAUCCCGCGCCACAACCUUCGUCGGACCCAAAAACUGGUACAAGAAUUUUGCAAUGAUGUUGGCAUUCCUUAUGCGCUAUAUGGCUUCGUAGAUGGAAACAAGAUGGUUGUUGGGACACUAGCUGAAGUAUCAAGACAGGCUGCUAUCUUGGCAAAGUGUCAGGAGGUUAUCACUGCAGGCGGGGACCCUUUGCAUGAGCAUAGUCACUAAUUUAGUGAUAUAGAUGUGGCUUCUGCACAUAGAUGAUUGCAUUAUUCAGAAUUUUGCUUCUCAUGCAAGCAACCCUACUCAUGUCUGUUGUCAUAUAUGACAACUCAGCUCUUAGUUCCUUAAGCAUGUAUUAUUGGAUAAGGUGUAUCACCACGGGGAUGAGCAACAUUGUCCGAUAUGUUCAUAUGUGGGCAGUCAGAGAGUGUCGAGAAAGGGUUAGACCUGAUGACACAUGCUCCCUUACCUUUGUUAGGUCUAUCUAUACCUAGUACCUAGCGUGUAUUCGAAUCGAGAGGCGUGUACGUAGGUAGAUCUAUCUCAUGGCGUACAAGAUGCAAAUGAGCAUAUAACGUGUUCCGCCCAAUGUUACUAGCCUCACAUGUAAAGCUAUCGCAUUAGAACUUGUGAUGUCGCUAGAAAUCUACAUUUACAUAAUCCUUAAUUAUAAC
This is a messenger RNA of Xylaria bambusicola, 2510 nucleotides long. Its product is annotated as fatty acid desaturase-domain-containing protein. The record is from RefSeq and is a predicted model, not a curated record. Gene Ontology annotation, cellular component: membrane. Gene Ontology annotation, molecular function: oxidoreductase activity, acting on paired donors, with oxidation of a pair of donors resulting in the reduction of molecular oxygen to two molecules of water. Gene Ontology annotation, biological process: lipid metabolic process. NCBI's taxonomy places the organism in Eukaryota, Fungi, Ascomycota, Sordariomycetes, Xylariales, Xylariaceae. The transcript has 2 exons. Bases 361 to 2061 code for a protein of 566 amino acids.